Molecule: messenger RNA, 3625 nt
Organism: Felis catus (domestic cat)
Lineage: Eukaryota; Metazoa; Chordata; Mammalia; Carnivora; Felidae
Gene: KCTD18
Product: potassium channel tetramerization domain containing 18
Exons: 7
Coding region: 656-1909 (417 amino acids)
Biological process (GO): protein homooligomerization
Source: RefSeq, a predicted model, not a curated record
CCCGCCCGUGCAGAGGACCGGGGCGCCGGGUGGGCCGCGGGCCCGGGAGGCGGCGGGGCGCCCUAAGGAAGGGCCGGAUCGCGCCGAUAACACGGGCGCCCCGGGCUGCAGGCUCAGGCUUCGGGCCGAUUCGGGGACCCCGGGCCGCGGGGACACCGGCGGGGCUUUCGGGUGUCCCAGCCCCUCCCCUUUCGUCCCGCGUCGUGGGAGGAGAGCGAGUCCUUUGAGCAGAGUUUAUUAAAGUGGGGUCCGUGGGCGGAUCCCCGACCCCAUCUGACUUUCUGAACCAGACUGUGUUGUGGCCUGGGAAUCUGAAUAUACAUCAAGCGUCUCUGAUGGUUUUGAUGCAGGUGGUCACAGAACCGCACUUUGGGGGCACUUCCUCAGAGGGCAGGGCAUUUCCGACACAGCAGGGAGUCUUAAGUGGGUGCAUUGAGGAUGGGCCAUCGACUGGCCUUGAAAUGGUGUUGGAUGGUCCUCUGCCUUAGGAGAAACUGACUGAGGCAGGGGUAUCUCUUAAAUCCUUGCACUAGGGUGCUGCUAUGUUCCUGUUGCCACCACUGGAGUCUUCAGAUGGACAGAUGCUUAAGGUGGACCAGGACCACCAUUAUUUUGCAGUUUCUGAAAGCGUUUCAAAGCAAAAAUUUAGGUGUUGAUGGGAGCAAUGGAAGGUCACAAGGCAGAAGAAAAGGUGGUAGAUAUUCUUCGACUGAAUGUGGGUGGCUGUAUUUACACAGCCAGACGUGAGUCCUUGUGCCGCUUUAAAGACUCGAUGCUGGCAUCCAUGUUCAGUGGUCGUUUUCCUCUAAAAACAGACGAAUCAGGGGCUUGUGUUAUUGACCGUGAUGGACAUCUAUUUAAAUAUCUCUUGGAUUAUCUUCAUGGAGAAGUUCACAUUCCCACAGAUGAGCAAACCCGUGUUGCUCUGCAGGAAGAGGCUGAUUAUUUUGGCAUCCCGUAUCCAUACAGCCUGUCUGACCACUUGGCCAAUGAAAUGGAGACAUAUUCUUUAAGGUCAAAUAUAGAACUUAAAAAGGCUUUAACAGACUUCUGUGAUUCAUAUGGUUUAGUUUGCAAUAAGCCAACAGUUUGGGUUCUCCACUAUCUUAACACAUCUGGUGCAAGCUGUGAGAGUAGAAUUAUUGGUGUAUAUUCCACAAAAACUGAUGGAACAGAUGCUAUUGAUAAGCAGCUGGGAGGAAGAAUUCACAGUAAAAGCAUUUUUAAAAGAGAGGCGGGGAAUAAUGUUCAGUACAUUUGGAGCUAUUAUUCAGUAGCUGAAUUGAAGAAAAUGAUGGAUGCCUUUGAUGCCUGGGAAGGAAAAGGUGUUAGCUACUGGCGGGUGCCUCAUGAGCUGAUAGAAUGUUGGACUCUGGAAGAGCGGCCUUUACUUGGAAGCCUGCGUCACAUGGCCCCAAUUCGAAAGAGGCGACUGAUAGCUUUCAAUGAAGAAGAAGAAGAAGAAGUGAACUGUAAGACUGGUCCUAAACCAGUCCGAUUUCUGGGCCCUUCCACCAGCACCCAAAUUAAAGUCAAGAACUCGGCGUCGGUCCGAGUGUCUCCGGCCAGCGCCCUCCACUCCUCAGGCGGAAAGGCAGCGCAGCGUUCUGCGUCGCCAAAGGCCCCGUCGUCGGUGGGCACCGUGCUGCCAGGCCAGCCCCAGGCUUCCCGUGGGGCCAGGAGCACUGCUGAAAACGGAGCCGCACACCCACCUCCGGCCAAGGUCCUGCUCUCAGACAAGAAAGCCACCCCGCCGCGAGUGAUAAAACUGAAGCGAACUCCACUGUGCGCCGCCGGGCCUUCCCCGCCAGCCGGGGGAGCAUCGCGACCCGCGGAAUCCCCAGCGCCGCCCCCGGAAGACCCUGACGCGCACGCGCGGACUGAAAACGGGCGGGGCCAGGCUGAUUGACAGAAAAGUGGGUUCUUGACCUCCAGCUCGCCUCUCGGAGCGCCCGACCCGUGUGGUGCAAAUAAGUGGCGCUGUUCUUGGUGCAGUAGAGGUGAAAGCUUAUGCUGGUCUUUAGGAUCGUUAUGGGAAAAAUGAAGUGAGUCAAGUAGGAAUGGAGGAAGGAAGCUUUAAGUGGUUGAGCCUAUCUUUACUUUUCAUUUUCCUUACUUUGACAUGGUUUGUCUACUGAUAGUUUGAAUUUCAGGGUGGUUUUGUUGGGUUUUUGGGUUUUUUUUUUUUUUUUUGAUGGUUAAUCCGUAUUAAGGCAACAAAACAGCACAGUACAAUAAAACAGUACAGCAGAACCAUCACUAGAGAAGUCUACUUUGUUGCUGAGUAAUUACAGACUUUAGGCUCUUUUGUAAUGUUACUCAUUGCUGCCCAGGGCCAAGAGUGGGAUUAGUAUUCCCGUCUGCUGAAACAGAAUAAGAGAGGGUGGCGUUAAUGCUUCCAUGCGCUGUGUCCCAGCCAAGAGAGAUUUGAGAGAAAAUGUGCACCAAGGUGACCCCCCCCCCCCCCCCGGUUACUUUCAGUCUCAAAAGCCGUCAUGAAAAGAUAUGAGGAGGAAAAAAAAGAGUAAUUGAAGAUCACACUUUGACUCAAAGUAUUUUCUUUCCUAGAUUGUUUUUUUUCUUUGUCUUUUCUGGUAGCAGAUUUAUUUAUACAUCACAAGAUAUCUUGGAAUGAGAACCAUAUAACAUGUCUUCAGAAUGAAUUGUUAAAAUGUUUUAAUUUGAAUAAGUGAAGUUUUGAAAGUACUUUGAAAAAGAAGUUAAACAUUAACUUUCAACUAAAGUUACUAUUUGUUUCUCAGGAAUGACCACUGAAGAGUCAUUCUGACCAUAUAAUAUGAUUUUUAUGCAUAAAAUUCCCAUUUAACUUGAACUUAAUAUUUUUAAACAAUCUUUUAAUUAAUCCUCUAUUUUUUCACAACUAUUCAGUUGUAUGUGUUUACUUUUACAUGUUAAGUUUUAUAAUUGGAUCCCAUAUUUCUGCCUUCAGUAAGCAGUAUGCCUACAGUGUAUUAAAAAUAAGUCCAUAAAGCAGGGUACUUUUUACUCAAUGCUUAUCAUUGUACUUGCAUUACUUUGAAAGAGUGAAUAUACUCAAAACAUUACUUUUUACAAAAUAAAGUAAAACUUUUCCAUAAAAAGUAACAUUUUCUGUGACUAUACUUUUUUUUAAGUCCUAGAGCCCAUUGGUAGCAUGAGAGCUUGUUUGUUUAUGUAGGUUAUCUAUUUCUGGUUUCCAAAUUUCUUUAUUCCCUAGAUAAUGUAUGAAAUAAUUAAACAAAUUUUGUAUACCUAUUCAAAUACCAGCAGCCUUUUAAAAUAGGUGUUUUAUCUGGCUAGAAAAAAAAUGAAUAUAUAACUGAUGGUUCAUGAACUACAUUUCCCUGUAGAAUAUAAAAAAUACUUAGUCACCUUGAAAAAUACUAUUAUAAAGACUCUAAGCAUUCUGAAAAUCAAAGAUCAUAGUGAAUUUUGAGAACUUCCAUUUAGGACAUUACUAGUAUUGCUUGAUCUCGGAUAUCUUGAAUUACCGAUUCAUAUAAGAAUAUUUUAUACCAAGGUACCAGUAGAUUUGCUUGAUGGAGGGUUGACACAAACCUUCAAUCUGUAAAAAAAAAAUGCAGUAUCUAUGAAGCACAAUAAAGCAAAGUGCAAUUAAAAGAGG